Molecule: messenger RNA, 1071 nt
Organism: Zonotrichia leucophrys gambelii
Lineage: Eukaryota; Metazoa; Chordata; Aves; Passeriformes; Passerellidae
Gene: TECRL
Product: trans-2,3-enoyl-CoA reductase like
Exons: 12
Coding region: 1-1071 (356 amino acids)
Biological process (GO): very long-chain fatty acid biosynthetic process
Molecular function (GO): oxidoreductase activity, acting on the CH-CH group of donors
Source: RefSeq, a predicted model, not a curated record
AUGCUCCAGAGGCAGAGCCGGGACCCCGCAGCCCAUGGAGCAGCUCUGCCCAUGGCUCACAAUGACUCUCGCUCCUUCUUCAACCUGUCCCAGCUGGUGCUCUCUGCUGGCCAGAUCAAACCAUCGCCGGCGCUCAAGCAUUCAAAAAUCACCUACUUUGAAGUAGAGAUUGUUGAUGUGCAGAGCAAGAAGCAGAUCUGCAUUGUGGACAAGGUACCUCCGGCAUCUACCAUUCUUGAUGUGAAAAACAAAUUCCACAAAGCAUGUCCCCAGUGGUACCCAUCCCGUGUUGGCCUGCAACUGGAACACAACGGGCCCUUUUUGAAGGAUUCCAUCAGCAUCCAAAGCCUUGCUGUCUCCUCCAUCAUUACACUGUAUUUCACAGACCUGGGUCAGCAGGUUGGUUGGACCACGUUUUUUCUAACAGAAUACACCGGGCCUCUUCUCAUAUAUCUGCUCUUCUACAUUCGCCUCUCGACUAUUUAUGAUCAAGUGGAAAGCAGGAAGAACUUCCGCCACCCAGUGGUUCACUUGGCCUGCUUCUGUCACUGUUUACACUACAUCAGGCAUCUUCUGGAGACAUUAUUUGUUCACAAGUUUUCGGAAGGGCACACUCCUCUGAAAAAUAUGAUAAAGGGCUGUGCCUUUUACUGGGGAUUCACAUCCUGGAUUGCAUACUACAUCAACCACCCACGGUACACGCCGCCAUCAUUUGGCCACAAACAAGUUUCUUAUGCUGCUCUUGCUUUUCUGAUGUGUGAAGCUGGAAAUCACUUUAUCAAUGUAGCUUUAGCUCACCAAACCAAUUCAGGAAAUAGAACCUGUUUUCCAAGUCCAACCUACAACCCCUUCACGUGGCUCUUCCUGCUGGUAUCCUGUCCCAACUACACAUAUGAGGCUGGGUCUUGGAUUAGUUUCACGGUGAUGACACAAACUCUGCCAGUUGGCGUCUUUGCUUUCCUGAUGGUCAUCCAGAUGUCUCUGUGGGCCCAGAAGAAACACAAGCUGUAUCUGAAGAGAUUUUACCCAGAAGUGCGGAGAAAAGCAGCUAUGAUCCCCAUCAUCUUCUGA